AUGUCAUCUGAUGAAGACGAAGUGAUAAUGUUGUGGCAAAUUUUGAGAAAGAAAAGAAAAAGGAGACGAUAUUGGAUUCAUCCAGCGUUUGAAGCGUUGAGUAAACAUGGAGCCAGUAUAUGUGCUCAAGAAUUGAAAACGCAUCCCACACAGUUUCAAAACUGCUACCGAAUGAGUCCGAAUAUGCGAUCAGCCCACAGGAAAAACUUUUAAUCACAUUAAGGUAUUUGGCUACAGGAUGCACUUUCAAGGCGCUCACCCAUAUAUUUAUGAGAGGAGACACUACUAUAGGAUUGGUAGUAAAAGAAUGUACAAAGGCUAUAUGGAAUGUUCUUCAACCGCUAUAUAUGCCUGUUCCGACAGAAGCCAUUUGGGAAUCGACAGCGCAACGAUACUAUGAAUUAUGGGACCUUCCAAACUGCAUAGGCUCAAUCGAUGGGAAGCAUUGUCGAAUAAACAAAUUUUCCAAGACCGGAUCGCAUUAUUAUAAUUACAAAAGUUUUUUUUCGGUGGUUCUGAUGGCCUGCGCCAAUGCUGAUGGGAUAUUUUUAACAAUUGAUGUUGGGGAAGCAGGUAGAAUGAGUGACGGUGGCGUUUUUCGCUCUUCCACUCUUGGAAGAUUGCUAGACAAAGAAAAACUCCUUAUUCCGGAGGUAACACCAUUGCCAAAUGACGAACUCGAUUUUCCAUUUUACUUUGUGGGAGAUGAGGCGUUCCCUUUAAAAAAAAACCUAAUGCGACCAUAUCCACAAAGGCUUCUUGAUAAUGAAAAACGAAUAUUUAAUUAUAGACUAUCAAGAGGGCGAAAAAGUAUAGAAUGUGCAUUCGGAAUGCUAACUUCCAAAUUUGAAAUUUUUCAAAGGCCAAUAUUAUGUCAAGAAGAGUCAGCUAUUUCAAUAAUUAAAAGUGCCUGUGUUCUUCAUAACUUUAUAAAACUCAGAGAGGGUACGUUUUCAAUUCCACAGGUUGCAAAACAUAACCGCUUGUAUAGAAAUAUUCUUGCUCAUAAUUCAUCAACAAAUAAAAAAUCUCCUUCUGAAUUACGAGAUUACUUGAAAUCAUAUUUUUUGAGGCCAGAAAACGCCUUACAAUGGCAAGAUAACUAUAUUGUAUAAUUAAGAUCGUUUUGAAAAAAUAAAUGCUUGCAAAAUACUUACCAGAUAGUUUUAAUUCACUUCCAAUUGCACCCCAUGCUUUCUCCACAACAUCUCUUUUGCUAUGAUCCUGUCUUCGAUAAUCAUAAAUACAUUCGUAUUUCUCAACAACUUCUACAAACUUGAUGUUAAAUGCUGGAUCGUCUGACAUUUUGUAAACAAACUGCUUGAUGAACGAAACUUGUCAAAUUAUGAGCAAUAUAGUUGCUUAUCAACCAACAAGCCGUGUUGCUAGCAAUAUAUGUUGAUCUACAAAGGUGAUAACGAUAUCGUAUUGCGUCGGUGUGCGAGAUCAACAAAAAUCAA
Molecule: messenger RNA, 1460 nt
Organism: Toxorhynchites rutilus septentrionalis
Lineage: Eukaryota; Metazoa; Arthropoda; Insecta; Diptera; Culicidae
Exons: 3
Coding region: 120-1115 (331 amino acids)
Source: RefSeq, a predicted model, not a curated record